AUGCAGUCGCUCCUGGCGCGCCUGCGCGUCUUGGUAGACGCCAUGGGCGUCGCCGUGACUGAAUCGGGCCCCACGCCCGCGCCCGCACUGCAGCGCACCAUGCAUAGACACGCUGAGAUCUUGCGCGACUACAACCAGGAGUUCCGCAAGACGAUGGACGCUUUGGUCGCGUCGAGGGACCACGCGGAUCUCAUGGCCGGCGCGGCGGCCGCCGCCGCAGAGGGCGGCCGCGUCAGGGUCGUGGGCGACAGCCCCGGGCUGGACGGCUUGUAUAAAGAGCGCGCCUCGAUUGCUGGCGCGACGACUGGCGCGGAUUCCGCGAUCGCUACGGGACUGAGCUUGAAAGAAGACUUGGAGAGACAACGGGCUAUGUUUGCGAGUAUGGUCGAGAGGAUGGAGACCAUGUCUGAGGGGUUGCCGGCGGUUAAUCGGUUGAUUGGUCAGAUUAGAAGGAAGAAGAAGAGGGAUGUGCUUAUUAUGGCCGCUGUGGUUGGGACUAUGCUGUUCAUUACGUUUUCGUGGAAGGUUAUGCAUUGAAGAGGGGAGCAGUGUUGUGGGACGCGUCCAGUUGUUGCAGAUGUACAAUUGUUGUUUUUAACUUAUAGACAGGGAAGGAGGGUUGGUGCGGGGGUUGGAGAAGAAUUCACUACGCCGGCGGUGGUGGUGCGGAAGGGAUACACGGGGUGGAGUGCACACGAAACGGCUAUGCUUUUGAUUUGGCUCUUCCGUAAAUGUACAUGCCACGGUGGUUCAGCACCUCAAACUCCGGGCGAAAGGCGAGGUGCUCCGCCUCCCUGCGCAGCACGAUAGAAACGCAGGGAAAAGAAUCGUGCUUAGGUGAGAAUGCUGGUGGGGCCUUAACCACACACAGCGCAUUCGACGAUCAACCGUGCAGACGUACCAUAAGGAAGCGCGCUCCAUGCCUAGAGGAACGAGCGGGCCUGCCAGACAUGCGGCACCUGCAAGCGCCAGAACCAGAGCAGCGGCGGACGAAAGCACUUGGGACCGUGGAGAGGCCGUGGAUCGGGCAAGAAGAGCGAUGGAAAGAGCAGACAGAAGGAGAAGAGAGGAGCCCAGGAGGUGCGCGGAGCGGGAGAGAGGAGGCAUGAAGAGGGGAGCGGGAGGGCACAAAAUCACUUUCGGGAGAAGGGGUGCCCGAGAGGGUACUCGACGAUUACAUAUGUACCGUGGCUACAACCAAACAGACCCAUGGUGCCGUCCACGUGUACAUGCGGUACAAAACCGAUGUCGUGUUUCACCUGUGCCACGUGUUAAACGUGGAGGGACCUGGCAGAAUUAAAGCAUGUGCAAGAGAGAGUUGGAGAUGGAACACGACAAUUCUGUGAGUGUGACGCGUACCGCAUUAAUAGAAA
Molecule: messenger RNA, 1373 nt
Organism: Chondrus crispus (carragheen)
Lineage: Eukaryota; Rhodophyta; Florideophyceae; Gigartinales; Gigartinaceae
Exons: 2
Coding region: 1-537 (178 amino acids)
Biological process (GO): endoplasmic reticulum to Golgi vesicle-mediated transport; vesicle fusion
Cellular component (GO): SNARE complex; Golgi medial cisterna; cis-Golgi network
Molecular function (GO): SNAP receptor activity
Source: RefSeq, a predicted model, not a curated record